CCCAAAUAUUGUUUACAUUAAAACUCCACCUGCUGCAAGUAAAAUCACUUACGUCAAGCAAGGAAGUUCAAUGAAUAAGAAAGGGUGUGCCUAGUAAAAUAUUUUACUGGAAACAAGAUGUUCCUAAAGGCAGCUUCUGUCGUGUUUGGACUGGUUCUAAUUUGUGGAUACAUAGUUGCCGGGACACUACUACCAACAAACGAUAACCCAGGCAACCUAGCUGCAAAUAGACGCAUUGAAGAAAUCCUAUCGGGGAAUAUUGAUAAUAGCAUUUUAAGUAAUCAUUCUUUGAGUGGUACUAAAUACAUUUCAGAGAUAGAAAACAAAGUGUGCGAUAUAAAUAACCCGAUCUCUUGUUUACCAGAAGUACGAUGGUCCUGAAGAUAAUUUCUGUCGUAUUUGGAUUCACUUUUAUUUGCGGGUGUAUAGUUUGUAAGACACCGCCAAUAAAAGAGUCCUUGGGCCACAAUAUAUCUGGCAACAAUGACAGAAACAAUUUAAGUGAUCAAAUUUUCAGUGAUGGCAAUUAUACUUCACAGAUACAAAAGAUGUGCGAUAUAAACUCAAAGAAACAGAAUUAUACGGUUAUUUGUAGUGUCGAUAAAAAUAGUGUGUUUGAAUUUACAAAAUUUAGAGAAUGGUCUAAGUUAAAGCCAAAUUCUUCCACUAUUUCUUUAUCCAUAACUUGCUCAGAAGGUGGCGUUAUUAAACUGCCGUGGCCCUUUCGUUCAUUUAAUCUUGUACGAUUAUUUGUCUUAGGCUGUCUGGUUCGGGAAUUUUUCAUAGAGGUGUUUGACACUGAAAUUAUUAAAAGGAUACCGGACAAGCUUAAGCAUGUUGAAAUAGUAGAUACAAAUAUAGAAAUAGAUUUUAAAGAAUCAAUGCAAAUCUCCGUAAACUUCAGUGAGAUUUCAGCAGAAUACAAGUGUGGGCCUUUAAAUUUGAGAACUUACAUAGCACGCAAUGUUAGUGUAGCAUCUGUAAGUGAUAUACAAUUAUCAGCCUACAGAUCUACCCACGACCCGUCCAACACUUGCAGAUACAAAGCAGCAGAAAUUUAUGAGCUCUCGGAUACAAAUGAAUUGUCCAAGUUUGAAUUACCAAUGCUGACUGACAAUUUAUAUUUCCCCAAUCUGAAAGUAAUAAACUAUACUAAUACUGGUCACACAGAUAUUCCCAACGAACUUGUUGAUUGGCGCAAAGAGUUCCCAAAGCUAGAAAAACUUGAUUUGUCUCAUAACGAUCUAUCUAGAUUCCAUUUUAAGGACGUGGGGUACGGUACGACACCUACUGGUUAUAUAAACCUUCAGUAUAAUAAUAUACAGUCUUUAAGUGAAACGGAAAUCAAGUCUUUAUCACUAUUAAAAUCCGCCUUAAUUGAUAUCAGAAAUAAUCCAUUUAAGUGUGAGUGUAACGAAAUUACUUACUUUAACCAAUUUCUACUGCAAAAUGACGGUCCUGUAGCCGCGGGACUUCGGGCGGACUAUGAAUAUCUGUGGGAUAUAAAGUGCGUUCAGCCUCCAAGACUUGCAGGGCGAAAAAUAUCAGAACUUAACAAAAGUAUUCUUUGUGAUGCGGAUGUUUCAAUUUACGUUGCACAGAUUGCAACUCUAUCAACAGUUGUAAUAAUACUACUGAUUAUUAUUGUAUUGAUAACAAGAUAUCGUAAAGAUAUUCGUAUAAUAUUCUUUACACGCUUAAAUAUCAUUCUUCCAUGUCAACCAAAGGAAGACAACGCGCACAAAAAGUUCGACGCCUUUAUUAGCUACAGUAGUGCGGAUACUGAAUGGGUUCUGAAAACUUUGGCACCGGGUCUGGAAGUUGAAGAAUCGGAUUUCAAUUUCAAGCUUUGCCUACAUCAUCGAGAUUUUGAAGUCGGUUCGUAUAUUUCCGAUAACAUUAUAUCAAGUGUGGAAAAUAGUCGUCAUACUAUUUUGGUCGUCUCUAGACAUUUUCUACAAAGUGAGUGGUGUGUUUUGGAAUUCCGUACCGCGCUUCACCAGAGUCUGCUAGAGAAGCGAAAGCAUAUGGUAAUUAUUCUCUUGGAAGACGUUACUUUAACAGACGUCGAAGCAGAUUUCCGUCGAUGUCUCCAGACGAUGACAUUUAUUAAAGCAGACGACAAAUUGUUCUGGGACAGAAUACGUUACGCUUUGGCGAAGAAAUCCCGCCCAGUUAGGUCGUCUCCGUCAGUGCAUAUUAAGAAGAGUACUGUAAAUAGUGAUGUUAUGUCUGUUGUGAUUAGUUAAGGCUCCAGUUUACAUUCUCAAUUUGUUUUUAGUGUGGAUACUAGACUGUGUUGUUGUUAGCGGGUAUAUUUAAAAGUAACAAGUCCAUAAUCAUUUUCUAUUUCCUCUAUCUAUAUGUUCGAGAUUAAUUUCACAACACAGCGCAUUAUGUAACCAAGUCAAAUUAGAUUUAGUAUGGAAUUAUCUUCUAAGUGUCUGACCAAUCUGCCAAUCCACUGAUGAGAUACAAGUGAUUUGUGUUCUAAUCUAUAUACAUGUUGUGUUUUUUCAGAACAAAAAUAUAUCAGUAACAAUAGUAUAGGGUUUCUAUGGACCCCCUAUACGUGCACAUAUUAACACAUACCAUUCCCGAAAUGACCUAGCGUGUAUGGGCGGAGUUAACACACUCUCUCUCUCUCUCACUCUUAAAUUUGAGUGCAUACUCGGGUAAUAUUAUGCUAUGGUUAACAUUCUCUAAAACUGGUUAAAUGUUUGUUUCUAUCUGUAACAAUAGUAUAGAGUUUCUAUGCCCCCCCCCCCUCUCUCACCUAAAAUUGAGUGCACACUCGGGUAAUAUUAUGAUAUGGUUAACUGGCUAAAUGUUUGUUUCUGUCUAUCUUCCCUUUAGAUGACCAUUUUAAUUAAAUAUGUUUUUAUGUUAUUAUGUUUGUUUAAUUAGGUUAUUUUAUGUGAUUGUUUUGAUUGCAAUAGGUUAUUUUUUUGUGAUUUUAAGUAGUUUUAUCAUGUCUUUGUUUGAAUAGGUGAUUUGAUAUGAUUGUCUUUAACAUAUAUGUUAAUUUAUGUGGUGUAUGGUUUAAAUAUGUAAUUUUAUGUGGUAUUUUGUUUAAAUAUGUUAUUUUAUGUAUGGGGUGCUGGGGUUCGAGAACACAAAUAUGACUUUCUGUGAGGCGACAAAUCAGAUAGAUCACAGAAUAUUUCUUUCGUUUUUAAUAUAGAUAAAGCUCAAGCAAUAUUUCAAUAGUGAAUCCAUCCAUCUUUAUUUUGUUAGAUAAGUAUAGGACGCUACACGGGUUUAUGAUAUUCCUAAGUAAAACGUAUAAUACAUGUAGAAUACCACUCGCACUAUUUGCAAUCUAAAUCAGACACUAACAGGCACUUGUAUUCUUUACUAAUUUAGUUGGAAUGGAGGAAGUUACCUGUAAAUAAUAAGCAAUCUUGGUUUUAAUUCCUUUAAGGUUGUCCCUUCCAAUUGUCGGCUAAUGACCAGUCUCCUCAGGGAGGUGCUGUUUACUUUUCGAUAAUUUAUAGAAUCAUAAAGGGUCUCAUUCAUCUGAAUCUGUAUUUCUAAUUCCGGUCGGUUUGGUGCGUCGUCACUAAAUCAUAGCAGUAAUAUAUCUAGAGGCUUUGUCAUGUUUAUACCUCUUUAAACUGAUCUCGUUCAUUGAAUUGAUCAAACGUUCCGUAUGUAAAGUAUGCAUCAAAUCAAAUAAUAGUUAUCUAAAGAGUAAUGUAUAUAUGUUUACAUAAAAUAUAUUUUUGUAUUAGACCAGUAAACGACGCAGUCUUAAAAUCAACAUUGAAGGGAGGUAAUCGGUAUCUCCGUCUAUGGACUCGAACAAGCAAUUAUUUGCCCAUUGACUUCAAUGUUAAAAGGAUGUAACAUCACAGGUUGUAGCUUUUUGCUCAACAUUCCGUUGGUUCCCAUCUUUAUAGGCACUAUGGGGACUACAUUUGGCAAUCUCCUCAUCAUAAUUUUGUAGGGGGUUGACCGUUUAGAUUUUUUGCUACGGGGAUUUGAAGUUGACUGGGGUGAAAAUCUUACUUCCGACACAAUGAUUGCUCUGCAGAAAGACACUUUACACCCCCUAUGCCUCCGCUCUAAUAUCAUCAGUAUUACCCAAAACUGCUAUGAAAUUGCAAAUUUGAUCCCUUUUCUCCAAUUCUAGACCAAAAAGUCAACCAAAAAUUGCAGGAAGUGGGGAGAAAAAAAUUAAGGAAAAAAUUGUCUAUUUAUAACUCGGACUACAUUUCUCUCGCUAACCCUUGUCUCCCCCGUUUGGCCAUUUCUUUGGUCGACAAUUGAAGAAGGGUGUUUUAAUUUACAUUUUUUUUUUUUUGCUAGAUUUAGCUUUGCCAUUUUGAGACGAAGGGAUCAAGAAGUAAACAGACAUGAAUGAAUCGGGGCCUAUCGAUACGUUUUGACCGAGCGUAACAGAAUAUCGACAUUGGCAACACAUUUCCUUUUAUAUAUCAGAUGAUUGUGAUUUGUGCUAUUAAUAUUAUGGUCAUUCUUAGCGGGUGUUAGCCAAAGGGUGUCACAUUUGCUUGUAGUUCUUUCCCUUUGGUUGCAAAGGCUACAUAACAAGUCCAGAGAUUGGUUGUGCACAAGUUUGUACAUGAACAUGCAUGUCGAACACUUUCGCAUUUAAAUUUAGUUUAAUCAGAUUAAUAGAAUUGUUUAAAGGGCCAAUUUGAACAAUUUGUGAAUGGCGAGUAUAUUUUGUCAUAGUUUAAUCGACUCCUCUUGUUGAAUAGUCUGUCAGAUUGUCUUGAUUAUCAUACAGAAUUUGGUGUACUAGUAAUAGUUUUUUAUUUCAACUUUUGUGUGAACGUUAAUUUGCAUAGUGUUAAUUAAUCAUUUUAAAUACAUGUAUGUGAAGUUGUAAUCGAUAGAAAAAAAACCAGAAAGAAAACAGAAAAAAAGUUAUUUUGAAGUCAUAUUUUCCUUAAGAAGAGUACCAAAGCUAAAGCGUCGGUAUUCUGCAACAGCAUCACUACCACCACCUACCUGUUGUUCUCCGUUUUCUAUUCCUUCACUAACGACGAUCGUUUGUCAACAGGUAGGGGCUGUGGGUUAUUCCUCCACUAACGAUGAUCGUUUGCCAAUCGAUAGGGGCCGUGGGCUAUUGUUCCACUCACGAUAAUCAUUUGCCAAUAAGCAAGGCCCUCGACAAGGCUGCCCGGGUCCUGGGAUAAGCGACUUGUUGAGGGGCGGCGUGUUAUCCGGGCUCGAAAAUUUUUGAACGAUAUGUGGUCUCAAGUUAUCUGGAGUCACUGGAGGUCACUUGGUUAAAACACAGAAACUGAGAUAGGCAAAAAUUUCGCUUUCAGUUUCGCUAGAUCACAGGCGCACGCACCAUCAUAGUAGCUAACCCUAACCCAUCAUUGUAGCGUUCUGCAGGCCUGGACUAGGCUCCGAUUACCUGCUGGGGCCCGGUUACCCUGACGGUGACGAGAACGUCAAAAGUAACGAGGACGUCCCGUGGCCCCAUUGCGCGAAGUGAACUUACAUAAUCCGAUUCUAACCCUACCAACGCCACUGGGUACCCAUAUUCAGAAAAAUCACCGAUUUUCUUUACGAUUAAAGAUACAUUAUGGAGAUUCGAUAACGAGUUGGCAGUUCUCACUAUAAAAGUUAACAACUAGAUAAUGUAAAGGCAAUUUUUUGAAAAUUUCAUUCAAAUUGAUCCACUACGACCCGAGGACUGAGCGGUUGAAAUUUCCGGCUAGCCUUGAUCAUCAUUACUAAAGUCAGUACGAUAAACAGCAUAGUCUCGAUUAUCCAUUUAAUCGUUAAAUCGUGAAGGAAACUUAUGCAGUAAAUCGGCUCGUAACCCACUAAAGAUCGCAGGCUAGCGAUGCCAUCUAGAGUUGAUCAUGGUCUGGAUGGGUUAAUUAAUGUCUAAUUAAUAAAUUAGAUAACAUUUCAGGCCUAAAGAAAGACCUGCAAUAGACAGAUUUAGCUCUUGCAUAAUGUAUGUUUAAGUAACAGUGCAUUUUUCUUAUUAAUUUAUACAAAUUUUUAAAAAAAACAACAUUGCUUGGCAUA
Molecule: messenger RNA, 6018 nt
Organism: Patella vulgata (common limpet)
Lineage: Eukaryota; Metazoa; Mollusca; Gastropoda; Patellidae
Product: toll-like receptor 2 type-2
Exons: 2
Coding region: 372-2249 (625 amino acids)
Biological process (GO): toll-like receptor signaling pathway; immune response
Cellular component (GO): membrane
Molecular function (GO): transmembrane signaling receptor activity
Source: RefSeq, a predicted model, not a curated record